ACAGAAGAGAGAAGCAGAAGCUGAGAGAGAGAGAGAGAGAGAGAGAGAGAGAUGGCAGGAAUAGGAGAAGGACAAAGGAGACAAGGAGGGAGACCACAGGGCCCACCUCCAAGGGCCCAGUUUCCUCCUCGCCCUCGCUUCGAACCCGUUGAUCGCGAAAAGACUUGUCCAUUGUUGCUUCGCGUUUUCACCAAGGUUGGGGGUCAUCAUGGUGAUGAAGACUUUGCAGUGAGAGGCAAGGAGCCCAAGGAUGAAGUUCAAAUCUAUACCUGGAAGGAUGCGACUCUUCGCGAGCUAACUGAUUUGGUCAAAGAGGUAGCUCCAGCUGCAAGGAGAAAAAGUGCAAGAUUAUCAUUUGCUUUUGUAUAUCCUGAUAACAACGGCCGUUUUAAAGUGAAAGAAGUGGGAAUGACGUAUUCUUAUGGAAAUGGAAGAUUGGAUGACAGCAAGACAUUGGCUGAACUUCGCUUUCAGAUUGGAGAUUACUUGGAUGUUGCUAUUCUCUAGAGAAGUUCGCUUCAUUUGGCAUAUGAUUUAGGUUGCUCAUAAUCAGUUUGUCUAGGGAGGGUCUUGUAACACUGUUUACAGGAUUUUUGAUGCGAGUUUAUGCCUCCUUAUAUGCGGGUACAUAUGUGGCUAGUUAUGAAGUGUUAAAAUGAUGUGGAUGGUAAUACUCCUAUGUAUAAAUUGAAACCUUUUGCGAGUUCGGGAAAUAUAUAAUAUGUGAUUGCUAUACCA
Messenger RNA from Quercus robur (English oak), 738 nucleotides. Its product is annotated as histone deacetylase complex subunit SAP18. NCBI's taxonomy places the organism in Eukaryota, Viridiplantae, Streptophyta, Magnoliopsida, Fagales, Fagaceae. The record is from RefSeq and is a predicted model, not a curated record. The coding region runs from base 52 to 507 and encodes 151 amino acids. Gene Ontology annotation, molecular function: transcription factor binding; transcription corepressor activity. Gene Ontology annotation, cellular component: nucleus. Gene Ontology annotation, biological process: negative regulation of DNA-templated transcription. The transcript is spliced from 6 exons.